AGCGUCACUCGCUCCUCCCCGAGAGAGCGGCAGGGCGGCAGUGAGCUGGAGGUGCUUCUGCCUCUCUUUCCCUGUUCAUCCACACCUACUUCACAUGGUAUAUGUGUGUGUGUCCAGGCAGCGUUAUUUCAGCGCCCCUGCUCGCACUUUCUCUUGACAGAAAAGGGAAGCUUCAAACAGUGUGUGUGUGAGAGAGAGAGAGAGAGGGGAGGGGGGAAAUAGAAACAACAAGAGACUGGCGGAGAUUGGGUUUUCCUGAAGUCACUCGGUGUCUGCUGUGUUUUUUUUUCAAUUUAUUUGGGGAGGUGUGUGUCUGAGGGUUUUGCCAUCCUGGAUGCAGCUGCUGGAUUCUGCAGCGCGAAUCUUCAUGAGCAAUCCGCACCAAUUAGAGAUUCCAAGGCAUUCCAGGGUCACCAGUCUGCCACUAUGGUUAAAUGUCUUGUUUAAUGGUUGAGAGGUGCGGAGCUAUCUCAUUUGAUGGUCCUGAUCAGAAUGCCCUAUGUGUUCGCAUGCUAGGAAAUGCACGAGUGAGGGGGCAAGCAGGGCUUCUCUCUGAGCGCCGAGGGUCGUACCCAGUCAUUGAUUUUCGCCUUCUGAAUACAACCGCACAUUCAGGUGAAAUUGGCACAAAGAAAAGGGUGAAAAGACUAUUGAGCUUUCAGAGGUAUUUUCAUGCUUCUCGACUGCUACGUGGCAUUGUACCACAGACAUGUCUGCAUUUACUGGAUGAGGACUACCUUGGACAAGCCAGACAUAUGCUAUCAAAAGUUGGAAGGUGGAACUUUGACAUUUUCUUGUUUGACCGUCUGACAAAUGGGAAUAGUCUUGUCACCCUGUUAUGUCACCUAUUUAAUCUCCAUGGUCUCAUUCAUCACUUCCAGUUGGAUAUGGUAAAAUUGCACAGAUUUUUAGUUAUGAUUCAAGAAGAUUAUCACAGCCAAAACCCAUAUCACAAUGCUGUUCAUGCUGCUGAUGUGACUCAGGCAAUGCACUGCUAUCUAAAAGAACCAAAGCUUUCCCGGUUUUUGUCACCACUUGAUAUCAUGCUUGGUUUGAUGGCAGCUGCAGCACAUGACGUUGAUCAUCCAGGAGUCAACCAGCCUUUUCUAAUCAAAACCAAACACCAUCUAGCCAGUUUAUACCAGAAUAUCUCUGUACUGGAGAAUCACCACUGGAGAUCUACAGUCGGGAUGCUCCGAGAAUCAGGUCUGCUGGCUCAUCUGCCUGUGGAAAUGAUACAAGACAUUGAGCAACAGUUAGGAUCUCUUAUUCUGGCCACAGAUAUUAGCCGACAAAAUGAGUUUCUUGCAAGAAUGAAAACUCAUUCAGACAACAGAGAUUUAUCAUUGGAGGAUGCAGAUCACAAACACUUCAUACUUCAGAUAGCACUGAAGUGCGCAGACAUUUGUAAUCCUUGUCGAGUCUGGAAUAUGAGCAAGCAAUGGAGUGAGAAAGUCUGUGAGGAAUUCUACAGACAAGGUGACCUCGAGCAACGGUUUCAGUUUGAAGUUAGUCCACUCUGCAAUCAACAGAAAGACACAAUUCCCAGCAUACAAAUAGGUUUUAUGAGUUAUAUUGUUGAGCCUCUGUUUGUGGAAUGGUCUCGUUUUACUGAAAAUACUCCUUUGAGUAUAACAAUGAUGAGUCAUCUGCGAAAAAACAAAACAAGGUGGCGAGGACUGCUUCUCAAACAACAUAACAGUGAGGACAAUUCAGCCCAAAUGAAUGAAGACAAAAGCAGAACUUCUCAGGAAGCUGAACAUCAAUAAUCUAAAUCCAGUUAGAUGGUCCAGUCAAAUAAUGCCAUUUAUUCUUCACUUUCCUUUUUCAAAAUUUGCCAUUUGAGUGAAAUGAAAAAAAUCUUAAAGGGUCUGGGAAAAAUUUCUCCAGAGAAAAGAUGAAGGAAGAGAACAAUUUGUUACAAUUAAAAAUGGUUGUCUUUUCCGGGUUCUUUGCUCCAUCUUCAAUUUUGAAAAUGUGCUCCGCAUAUUACCUCAGCAACCUCCAACUACGUUUGAUUAAAAAAGGAAAAGACAUGAUAUUUGAGUUCUACCAGAAGCAAGAUUCAAAUCCCAAAAUAUCAAGCAUCGGGUUCAAAGGCAUUUACCUAAGGUUAUACUGAUGGGUAGAGAACAGUGUGGGCUGAAAAUGAUACUAAAUGGGGACGGAAAAGCCACGGAAAGAAAGUCAGCUUUACUUCAUUGUGGUGCAGUGACAAAACUCAUUCAGCAAUGUGGCUUUGGCUGUAACUGACAAAUGCUGAAGAACAUAACAUUCGACUGCUCUGCAGCUGGGCUGCACCAUUAUAAACCAUUGCUAAAACCAGCUUCAACUGAGCUCAGAAUCCAUGGGAUUUUGAGUGUGCACUGAGAAUAAUAGUUUUUUUUGGAAUAACAACCAAACUUUUUCAUUUUUGUACCUUUUGCAUCAGAAAGCAGAUGUGGCAUUCAGAACUGGAUUGCAUACCUACUGAGUACACGUAUAGAUUUUUUUCAUGUAUAGUUAUAAAUAAAAUUAAGAUGUAGAGAUAUAAAUACGAUCAAUUAGAAGGCAUACACAAUUCCAUGUUGCGCUCUGUCUCUGUCUUAGUCUCUCUUUUUCUCUCAGACAUUUACUACUGAUAACAAACAACAAAAGAUCGGUACCUUUAGAAUUCUGUGUUGAAAAAAUGCUACACUGUGAAAAAUAAAUACCAUUGGUAUUAAAAGAAGCCAAAAAUUAGAAUCAUAGAACAAAUGUAAAUAGCUGUUUUAGUUGUAGUACACUGGUAUGUUCCUAUAAAGCCUUAACGUUGCACCCAUUGCUAUACUUAUACUGUUUUGAUAAUUAAGCACAGGCAUCCUUUGUAGUAAACUAUUUGUCAUUACUAAUUACAGCAAGCUGUUUCAUUUCUAUUGUUCUGGUAAUGGUAUUUAAUAAGAGCGUCAAAACUUCACAAACAUUCCAUUUUCUCCUUACACAAUUUACAUUUAUUUUUAAUUGUUCACUGAGGCAACUCUAGGGAUUAUUUCCUUUUCAAUGCCACUAAUGCAUAACAAUGCCAUUAAAUUUAAAACCAUUUGACAGUUUGUACAGAUUUGGCAUUUUACUGAUGUCACAGAUCAUCAGCUAAGGUCUGAGAAAGUAAAUGUGUUUUUUUUAAUAAAUGUACUUUCUGCUUAAAAAUUAUAAAUGAACAGAUCAGCCCUGAAAGCCAUGUUGUCAUACUACAGAGGUUGAAAUGUAUUUAUUAUUCUAUUGACUGCAAAAGAAAAUCACACACACACCUUCAGAAAUGCUUUGUUAUACAAGCUGUUGUUUUAAUAAUGAAAACAAAAAAGGCUUUUGUUCAUCUUUGUUUGCCUUUCUGUUCAAAGGUGGGUAAAUGAAGUUGAGGUAUAGAUCAGAAAAGAUCUAAUUAACUGGUGGAACAGGAUCAAGGCACUGAAUAGCCUAUUCCUGUUUCUAUAUAACCUUGGAUUUAAUUUACACAGCAAGGAUGAACCUUACAUUAUGUGUAAGUAACUUUAAAAUGAUUACUCUUACAGAUUUAUGUACACCUAAACUUUAAUCAAUAUACAAAAGGCAAUAUUUUGAUUUAGAGGUUAGGUUCUUACAGUACAUUCCUGUAACCUAUGUAAACAAGCCUUACAGCUGUAUGAUAGCACCAUUUUAAUGUAAACUUUGUCUAAUGCUGAAAAUUUGUGAUGAAUAUAUUGUGAAAUUUGCUGUGACUGCUAUGCAGUGUUGCCAAGAAUUAUUAUUGUUAUUUCUAAAACUAAAUUUUAAUCAAGAAUAGAGUGCUGUACUUUCAGUUCUCAAGAUUUUGGACUCGAACUAAUCAUAAUUAGAAAACUUUUGUAUAUGUCACUUGUGUUUUCCAUUUAUGAAAAACAUAAAUCUGCAAACAAAAUGAUAUAUCAA
This is a messenger RNA of Carcharodon carcharias (great white shark), 3903 nucleotides long. Its product is annotated as cAMP-specific 3',5'-cyclic phosphodiesterase 7B-like. The record is from RefSeq and is a predicted model, not a curated record. Bases 435 to 1769 code for a protein of 444 amino acids. The transcript is spliced from 13 exons. Lineage: Eukaryota; Metazoa; Chordata; Chondrichthyes; Lamniformes; Lamnidae. Gene Ontology annotation, molecular function: 3',5'-cyclic-AMP phosphodiesterase activity.